Penicillium cataractarum is the source of this 210-nucleotide messenger RNA. RefSeq lists its product as uncharacterized. The transcript has a single exon. The coding region runs from base 1 to 210 and encodes 69 amino acids. Lineage: Eukaryota; Fungi; Ascomycota; Eurotiomycetes; Eurotiales; Aspergillaceae. The record is from RefSeq and is a predicted model, not a curated record.
AUGGAACAGUCUAAUAUGGUCGGUCUGUUCAACAAGUACGGCCUUGGGCACGCCAUCGAGGAACUGCGUAAUUUCGGAACCCUCGUGAACGCCGUGGGAACCUGGCACCAGAGUGUUUGGGAAUCAAAGCGCUUUACUCGACUGCCGACUGCAGAAUCGAUGCAAGCUGUCGCUUUGGAUUACGGGUUCUACAAUUGUCAGACACCGUAG